Molecule: messenger RNA, 1463 nt
Organism: Aethalodelphis obliquidens (Pacific white-sided dolphin)
Lineage: Eukaryota; Metazoa; Chordata; Mammalia; Artiodactyla; Delphinidae
Gene: GCM1
Product: GCM transcription factor 1
Exons: 5
Coding region: 1-1305 (434 amino acids)
Biological process (GO): cell differentiation involved in embryonic placenta development; regulation of transcription by RNA polymerase II; gliogenesis
Cellular component (GO): nucleus
Molecular function (GO): DNA-binding transcription activator activity, RNA polymerase II-specific; RNA polymerase II cis-regulatory region sequence-specific DNA binding
Source: RefSeq, a predicted model, not a curated record
AUGGAACUUGAGAACGUUGAUUCUGAGGACAAAGAGACGUUAAGCUGGGAUAUUAAUGACAUGAAGCUGCCACAGAAUGUGAAAAAGACGGACUGGUUCCAGGAAUGGCCAGAUGCCUACGAGAAGCACAUCUACAGCUCGGAGGACAGGAAUGCGCAGCGGCACAUGAGCAGCUGGGCCAUGCGCAACACCAACAAUCACAACUCCCGCAUCCUCAAGAAGUCCUGCCUGGGCGUGGUGGUCUGCAGCCGCGACUGCCUCGUCGCUGAGGGCCGCAAGGUCUACCUGAGGCCUGCCAUCUGCGACAAGGCCCGGCAGAAGCAGCAGAGGAAACACUGUCCCAACUGCGAUGGGCCCCUGAAGCUCGUUCCCUGCCGAGGCCACGGGGGCUUUCCUGUCACUAACUUCUGGAGGCACGACGGACGCUUCAUAUUUUUCCAGUCCAAGGGAGAGCAUGACCAUCCAAAGCCAGAAACCAAACUGGAAGCCGAGGCCAGAAGAGCAAUGAAGAAAGCGCACUCCACGUCGUCCUCUGUCUCCUCGAAGAUGAAGCAGGGCCCGCAGAUAAAGCCUCUUCCAGGUGAAACACAAAGUUGGGAAAGUUUAACUUGGUCUUUCCAGGAAGGUGUCCAAUUGCCUGGUAGUUACAGUGGACAUUUAAUAGGUAACGCUCCCCAGCCGAAGGCACUGAAUGAUGGCUCGUCCUUCUCUGAGAGUUAUGGUCUGGGGAGAACCUCUGACCCCAGAGAGCCCACUCCCACCUUGGGCCCCACUCAGCUCUACGAGAAAUGCAAUUUGUCCAAUAGUCGGGUCUCCAGCAGCCAGGACCUGCUUCAGCCUCCUGUCUCUGGAGUCUUCUCUGAUUACAGUGAUCUGCAAACAUGGAAUAAGAAUGUUGCUUUGGGGAGAAAUCCUUCCAAUGACAACAGUUGUCCCAGUUACCCUUUUCCUCUGACCAGCUGGCCUUACGACUUCUCCCCUUCCCAGAGCUCUUCAGAACCCUUUCUCCAGCAGAUUCCCACGGAACCACCAGCACCCAAAACUAGCUGUCACCCCUUCUGGCCAAAUCAAGGGGGUGGACUUUACGAAGAGAAGGUGCAUGUGGAUUUUAACAGCUACCACCCUUCCACCACUUGCCAUUCACCUCAGGAAGACCCCUUUCUCCUCACCUACACCUCUCAGCCCCAUCAUCAAUAUUCUCUGCCUGGCAAGAGCAGCAAAUGGGAUUUUGACGAAGAAAUGAGGUACAUGGGUUUGGAUCACUGCAACAACGAAAUGCUUCUAAACCUCUGUCCUUUAAGAUGAUCCAAAUCGGGAGACUUGUGCACUGCUGGUGGAAAUGUCAUUUCGUGCAGCCUCUGCGGCAAACAGUAUGGAGGUUCCUCAAAAAAUUAAAAGUAGAACUACCAUAUGAGCCAGCAAUCCCACUUCUAGAUAUAUAUCUGAAGGAAAUGAAAUCACUA